AUGUUGCUCGACGAAGAUCCCGCGACCCUCAUCCACCAUACAGCAGGAAACUUCCACAUCGCGCCCGACAAAGCCGCAGUAUCACGCAUCAACGACUCCCUCUCAACCCUCGAGCAAGCGCGCAAUCUUCGCGUACGAGAAGCAGAAAGCGCAUUAAAAAAACUCUCUCGCACUCUCACAACACUAAACAACAACCAUGCCGACACCCUCCAAAACCACUCAUCCACCGCACACGCCUCCCUAAUCUCAAGUCUCGACACACAGAAAUUCCGCAUCGCGAAAACAGCUACAGAUCUCGAGAUCGAAACCGAGCGAUUGUCGUCGCAACUGGCGGAUUUGCAGGCACGGUUGGCGGAAUUGGAGGCGCAGGGUCCGGAAGGUGGAGAGAGGAAGGAGAGUACGGUGGAUGACGAGACGAGUUUGAAGUUGGCGGUGUUUAGGGGCAUGGGUCUGGAGGCUGUGAAGGAGGGGGGAGAGUAUGGGAAGAUUGUUAUCAGGGAUAGUAGGAGGGGGGAUGUUAAUGUGGUCAAUUUUGAGCAGGGGAAGUUGAGUAGGCAUUUUUAUGCUAGUCAUUUUUGGAGUGUUUGUUAA
Molecule: messenger RNA, 591 nt
Organism: Glarea lozoyensis ATCC 20868
Lineage: Eukaryota; Fungi; Ascomycota; Leotiomycetes; Helotiales; Helotiaceae
Product: Kinetochore globular
Exons: 3
Coding region: 1-591 (196 amino acids)
Source: RefSeq, a predicted model, not a curated record